CGGCCCUGACACUUUUUCACUUGCAUUUCCUCUGUAGCGUAAAACUAUAUUCUGCACUCUGUUCAUUAUCCUUUAGCACUACUAUGAUGUGCUCAUGUAUGGUAUGAUUUAGCAGAGGAGACAGGCGCAUGGAUAUGCAGGGAAUGGAAUGAUAUGGAUCACGUGCAGGCAGAGGAGAUUAAAUUACCGUCAUCGUGUUUGGCACGGACAUUGUGGGCCGAAGGGCCUGUUCCUGUGCUGUACUGUUAUGUAUUCCACCAAGGGGAGGUGGGAGUGCGUGGUUUUAAUCAGAUCAGCCCACAUGUGAUAGCACGGUGGUCUGGGGCUGAAUGGCCUUGUUCGUACGUUAGUACAUUAAUAAGUGCUACGCUUUGGGCCAUCGUUGAUCUCUCCCCUGGGUCUAACACUUGCUGUUGCCAACUUGUAUUUCUGACAGGCUAUUUGAGCUUCGAUGUUAGCUUGCAGCGCAGGGCAGCUGUGCAGACAUGUUGCAGGCAAGAGGCAACAAAGAUGUCUUGAACUAAAUAUAAAUCUGAUGUAGGGUGUGCAGGAACUUGGAAUCCUCAGCUCCCACUUCUGGGACUGGCCGGUAGAGACUGACAGAGAGGAAUUAGGACCCGCACUCAUUUCCCGGAGAGCGUGGGAGAAACCAGGAGUGUGUAUUGGAAGAGAGUUAGAAGGCAAACGAAAAGGAGAAUUAAUAAGGAGGGGUUUACCAAAGGUCAAAGCAAAGCACUGGAGUAAACGUUGGGAAUGAUGUCGCACGACUCCCUAAUAAGGGAGAGGAAGGAGAAGGCAUCGGCCAUCGCGAGGGAAGCCCAUGGGGGAGCAAUAGUGCAACUUGACCUGGGCAAGAAGGUGAGUGUUCCCCAGGACCUGAUGAUGGAGGAACUCUCCCUCUUCGCCAACAAGGGAUCCAAGAUGUUCCAGAUGAGGCAGAAGAGAGUCGACAAGUUCACGGUGGAAGGGGUAGGAAGAGCGCCAGGAAGGAGUGGCCUCGGUGGCAUGAACGCUGCGGGAUAUCCUGGCCAGGGACACAUGAACGUUGAUGGGAUGAAGGAAAACUACCGGUCGGAGGUCCACAUCGCCCAUCGCGGCAAGCAUCCUGGCCCGGCCGUGGCUCCAAAACCCUUCGGCAGGCUCUCCGCGGCCAAGAACAUCAACGUCGUGCUGAACCCCAGCAUCAUCGCUCCAGGUUACUCCGGUCCGCUGAAGGAAAUCCCACCAGAGAAGUUCAACAUCACGGCCAUCCCAAGGUCAUACCAGUCGCCCUGGACAGAGCAGCUGGGAUACCAGACCCAUGUCAUCGACAUGAUGAUCAACGAGCUUCCAGAAGCCCCUCCGAACCCCAAGCUCCAAACCUACCGGUGUUUCAACAGAGCUGCCAUCCCGUUCGGAGGCUGCGGGAGGCUGUUCUCAGUGCCGGAACUGGAGAACAUGGAGACGCCAGAGGAAACCGUGGCCCCGGACGUCAGCCGCCUUACCAACAGGCCCAGCUUCAACCGCAGAGCCCGCGGCUGGACCGGGCCACCCCUGCCUGAGUCCGCCGACCUCUGA
Molecule: messenger RNA, 1557 nt
Organism: Leucoraja erinaceus (little skate)
Lineage: Eukaryota; Metazoa; Chordata; Chondrichthyes; Rajiformes; Rajidae
Product: myozenin-2
Exons: 6
Coding region: 754-1557 (267 amino acids)
Cellular component (GO): Z disc; actin cytoskeleton
Molecular function (GO): telethonin binding; actin binding; FATZ binding
Source: RefSeq, a predicted model, not a curated record